AAACUUUCUUUAUAUAUGGACUUGAUAUUUUAAAACAAAAUGUCUUUCAUUAAAAUCCUAAAAAAAAUUGAUAAUUAAACUUAUGGUGUACUGAAGUCUCAGGAACAAAAAAAAAAACAAACAAAACAUAAGAGUGAAGUCCACCAUUUCAAAAACUGAAUCGAACAGCUAGGAAAGGUCUGGUUUAAUACUCUCGCGAUACACCAAGUCUCUUCCUCUCGCGAGCUGUUAGAAUUGAUCGACUAAGAUAUACAGAGAGACCUCUGUACUCACACGCAGUGUCUCACACACAGUCACACAGUCUCUCACACGCAGUCGCACAAUAUCCAGACUCCAGACUCCAGAGACACUGGAAAAGCUCCAUCCAUCAAUGGCGUCUGCAAGACCUAUCACCAUGGCGUCAAAGGUGUUCUCGAUGUCCCUCCGCCGCCUCCACCAGCAGCACCGCCUGUACAGUACCAGGCAUUGUCCCUCCAUGGAUUCGUAUACCAAAAACGCCUUCGGUUUGGCUGAAGAAGAUAUUAAUGGAACGAGAUGGCCGAGAAAGGUACUUUGGCGAAGAAUAUGGGGUGACAGCUUUGUAAAGAUGAGGGUUGACAUGCCAGGUCUGAUCUCAGAGGGUCUGAAACUGUGGGUGGAUGAGAAGAGAGAUAUAGCAUUCGAGGGGAAGAUAAACAGCGAGCCCAAAUAUGAGUAUGAGGGAGGCUCCUACCAUGGCGUCAUUCCAGUCGUCUCAACGAUGUCCGGGUUCUGCGAGGUGGAGAAUUUCAAGUUCGAGUUGACUCACGGAGCUCUCUGGGUUAGUCUCCCUCUCAACGAAGACGGCAAGGCCGUCAGAAAGGUUCAACUUGAUUUGAUGAAGAAAGGCCUCGUUAAAUAUUAGUAUUAAUUUCAUUUGGGGGUUUUUAUUUUAGUUCAGCCAUGUCCUUUUGAUUUAGGGUUCAUUGCACAUUAGGUGUUUGUAGAAAUGCUCCUAUCAAGAGUUUUACUAUGUGUUAUGUCAAGUCUCUCUAUUUAAGUCCCAAUCUUUUGAUUUGGGGUUCAUUGCACAUUAGGUGUUUGUAGAAAUGCUCCUGUCGAGUUCCAUUAGUUUGAAGAGUCAGAGAACCCCAACAGAGUCGAUCCAUCAAUUGUUUACACACGUUUGGUGCCAUGUGCUAUGUCAAGUCUCUUUAUUCAAUUAACUCUAAAAAAAAAAAAAAAAAACUUUAGUUAUGAAAAUUUUGUGUCACACAUUUUUGGACACUUGAUUAACAAAAAUUAAUAAAAUAGGAUAAGCAUAGAGUCAUGGUCUGGUCAAAGCAAUGUACACUGGUUGUCAUAUUGUACACUCAAAAGCAGCAGAUUUGAAUAAUUGCUCUGACAGCAGCAAAAAUAAAUAAAUUUCAAAUUUCUUCAAAUUUGAUGUCAAUUUGACUAAUUAUAACAUAAUAUCAAAAUAAAAAAUUUCACAAAAAUGGAUAACCAUUCAAAAAGACAAAAUUGGUAAGCUUUAGAAUUUUGAACUUGAACGUUGUUUCAACCCAGCUUACCUGCAAAAAAAAAACCUUCCCCAAAAAAAAAAAAAAAAAAAUUU
This is a messenger RNA of Cornus florida, 1576 nucleotides long. RefSeq lists its product as uncharacterized. Lineage: Eukaryota; Viridiplantae; Streptophyta; Magnoliopsida; Cornales; Cornaceae. The record is from RefSeq and is a predicted model, not a curated record. The transcript has 2 exons. Bases 371 to 883 code for a protein of 170 amino acids.